AUGCGUGCCGCGCGCGGGCUCGUCGUCCUCACCAGUCCGCGCGUCCGUCGUCUCAAUAUCGCUCGAACAUCCCCGUACAUCGCGUCCGACGUCGUUACCGUCCAUCCAGACGAGACGCUCGACGUGCUCGGUCGCUCAAAGCUCAAGGCGGUGCAGAGCAGAGUCGGUUACAGGAGCGGCGUCGACGCGUUGGCGCUCGCUUGGCGCGCUCACGCGUCGUCGACGACGAAAACGGACGAGUAUGAACGACUGAGGAUCGCCGAUCUCGGUGCUGGAUCGUCGGGGGCGGUGGGAUUAGCGUACGCGUUGGCUCGGGAAGCGUCGGUGGUUGCGCUCUUCGAGCUCCAGUCUUCGAGCGUGGAGCGAUUGCGACGCACGAUCGAGGCGAAUCGACGAGCGAUUGAAAAGGUUGGGCUCGACGUCGAGGUCAUCGAAGCGGAUUGUGGGGAUUUAGGGGAGGCGGAAGGAUUUCGAGGCGCGUUUGACGUUGUGCUGACGAACCCGCCGUAUUUCGACGAGUCAAAGGGAACGCUCGCGGGACGCUCAGAGGAGCGGCGCAUCGGGCGAUUUGAGAGCACGGCGUCGUUAGAAGAUUUUUGUACGUUCGCAAAGACGAUGUUAAAGGAGGACGGCGGAGAGUUUCACGUCGUCUAUCCGUUCUUUCAGCGAGAACGAUUAGAGAGAGCAAUGGUGGACGUCUUCUGCAACGUGCGCGUGGCGGCAUGUUACGACUACCCCGGAGCGGAUCGGGCGAGUCUGGUGUUCGGUAGUGCCAAAACCGGUGAUAAGUGCGGUAAGAUUGAACUUGAACCGUUCGCGCUCCAUCAUCGGCCUCGAGAGAGCGACGGGAAUCGCGCGUACGUCGACGACUUUGAGCGCUUUCUCGCGAAGGUCGCCGAAUCCGACGUGUAG
Ostreococcus tauri is the source of this 912-nucleotide messenger RNA. Its product is annotated as DNA methylase, N-6 adenine-specific, conserved site. Gene Ontology annotation, biological process: methylation. The coding region runs from base 1 to 912 and encodes 303 amino acids. NCBI's taxonomy places the organism in Eukaryota, Viridiplantae, Chlorophyta, Mamiellophyceae, Mamiellales, Bathycoccaceae. The transcript has a single exon. Gene Ontology annotation, molecular function: nucleic acid binding; methyltransferase activity. The record is from RefSeq and is a predicted model, not a curated record.